AUGGAUAGUGAAAUUCAACGAGACGGUCGAGUUUUGGAUCUCACUGAUGAUGCCUGGAGGGAAGACAGACUGCCUUAUGAAGACGUCACCAUCCCGUUGGGUGAACUUCCUGAGGCUGAACAGGACAACGGGGGCUCCACAGAGUCCGUGAAGGAACAAGAGAUGAAGUGGACAGACCUUGGCCUGCAGUGUCUCCACGAAAACACUCCAAACACAGGGAGUUAA
This is a messenger RNA of Nerophis lumbriciformis (worm pipefish), 225 nucleotides long. The record is from RefSeq and is a predicted model, not a curated record. Lineage: Eukaryota; Metazoa; Chordata; Actinopteri; Syngnathiformes; Syngnathidae.